CGGAGGGCAGGACAAAGGGCCACGCCUCACCCUCAGUGAGGUGGUAACGGAUGCGGAGGCCGUGCAAGCCUGUCGGGCUUUCCUCCGGGACCAUCGGCUCUUGGUGGAGCCGGCGUGCGGUGCGGCGUUGGCCCUCGUGUACUCUCCCCGGCUGCGGAAACGUUUGAAAGCCUGGUCGGCGGCCAAGGGGGGAAGGCCGGUGGUGAUCGUGGUGUGUGGGGGGAGUGGGAUCACCCCCGAAAUAUUGGUAGAAAUGGAGAGAGG
This is a messenger RNA of Nannochloropsis gaditana CCMP526, 264 nucleotides long. RefSeq lists its product as uncharacterized. The annotation marks the transcript as partial. Gene Ontology annotation, biological process: L-threonine catabolic process; L-serine catabolic process. The record is from RefSeq and is a predicted model, not a curated record. Gene Ontology annotation, molecular function: L-serine ammonia-lyase activity; threonine deaminase activity. The transcript has a single exon.